UUUGCAGCUGAACUUGAUCGACAAAGCAAUUGCAAAAUGUAUUAUCCGCUGAAGGCAGUAGCAGAGAAUCGGCUUUAUAUAAUAAUGGGAUGUGACAGCGCGGGAUAUCUAGAGAAAGCACUGUUGACGAAAGAUCAUCGUUUCAAUUGCGAUGUGCAGCCAGUGAUGGACUACUAUGACUUUGCGACAUUGACACUUGGUCUCGAGGUAGAUCCAAAUGCUGUAGAGGCUAUAAUGCCAAGGGCCUCUCUAAAGUGUGAAACGCUUAUAGCUGUAUUCCGUGAGCUUAGCUAUCCACCGGGUAAGACGUACGAUGAAAUCAUAUCUGCGUGGAAGGCACAUGCAGAGAAAUCAUUUCUAGGGAAAGGAACGCCUGAGGGUGGAAAUCGCGAAGUUUUCCAUUAUGUAGGAGAGGAAAGGGAAGUGGUUUUCCGUGUCUGGGAGAAUCCAGAGGAAUUGGACUUCAACAUAAUAAGCGGUGGUUGGACUGUAUCUGCAAUGAAAACUAGCCCAACAGUGAGAUGUAACAUCAGAGACAUACUGCAGUAUAAUACUAAUGGUGUGAUCCAAAACAAAAUCAUACUUUAAAGGGACAUACAAUCAUAUUUAUAUAUCUUAAAACCUUAAAGUAAUAAAUAUGACUAGAUGUCAUACCGAUUGAUAUGAAUAAAA
Owenia fusiformis is the source of this 672-nucleotide messenger RNA. The record is from the annotation of a GenBank genome assembly. Lineage: Eukaryota; Metazoa; Annelida; Polychaeta; Sabellida; Oweniidae.